Molecule: messenger RNA, 867 nt
Organism: Puma concolor (puma)
Lineage: Eukaryota; Metazoa; Chordata; Mammalia; Carnivora; Felidae
Product: olfactory receptor 7A5-like
Biological process (GO): G protein-coupled receptor signaling pathway
Cellular component (GO): membrane
Molecular function (GO): G protein-coupled receptor activity; olfactory receptor activity
Source: RefSeq, a predicted model, not a curated record
AUGAAUCCAGGAAAUGAUACACAAAUUUCAGAAUUUUUUCUUCUGGGAUUUUCAGAGGGUCCAGAACUGCAGCCCCUCAUAUUUGGGCUUUUCCUCUCCAUGUACCUGAUCACUGUGUUUGGGAACCUGCUCAUCCUCUGGGCCGUCAGCUCUGACUCCCACCUCCACACGCCCAUGUACUUCUUCCUGGCCAACCUGUCCUUUGGUGACAUCUGUGUCACCUCCACCACCGUCCCAAAGAUGCUCUGGAACAUCCAGACACAGAGCAAAGUCAUAACCUAUGAGAACUGCAUCACACAGAUGUAUUUUUUCCUGCUCUUUGCAGGAUUAGACAUCUUUCUUCUGACAGUGAUGGCCUAUGACCACUUUGUGGCCAUCUGUCAUCCCCUACACUACAUGGUCAUCAUGAAUCCCCGGCUCUGUGGACUGCUGGUUCUGGUGUCCUGGAUCAUGUGUGUCCUGAAUUCCUUGUUACAAACCUUAAUGGUGUUGGGGCUGUCCUUCUGUACAACCUUGGAAAUCUCCCACUUUUUCUGUGAACUCAAUCAGAUGAUCCAACUUGCCUGUUCUGACACCUCUAUUAAUAACUUGGUGAUGUAUCUUGCAGCUAUGCUGCUGGGUGGUGCUUCCCUGGCCGGGAUCCUUUACUCUUACUCUAAGAUAGUUUCCUCCAUACAUCCAGACAUGGUUAACCCGAAGGUGGAGGAGACGUGGGUUUUGCAUUUGGAUUCUCAAGCCUGGCUUGAAUGCUUCACUCCUCCCUGCUCUGGGAAUACAGCUUCACUCUCCAUCAUCAACCAACAGGAAGGAAUUCAGACUUCCACCUGGAGACGUUCCUCUCACAGACCCCAUCCAGGUGAGGCUUAG